AGCUGAAAAAGGCCAAAUAACUUCAGACAUAGACUCUAACAUUGGAAAAAGAAAAAGAGUGCCAUCAUUAAAAAAAAAAAAAUGGAGAUAUCCCUAUAUUUUCAGACAAUUCUGAUGACAGUACAGAUGACGAUAGAGGUUCAGAUCAUCAGACCACAUCCCCACAUGCAAAUAAAGAUUUAGUUAUUGAAUCACCCAAUAACUCAAUUAUAGUUGAUGCCACUUAAUUAAAUAAUCAUUCAAUAACAAUUUCACCAACAGCGAUUACUACAGAUAUAAAUGAUGGAGCUACAACAUCUUUUUUUGCAGAAACAGAUGAAGAGUUAAUGCAGCUUUUAGACACCGAAAAUUCAUCAUUAGUGCCAGGUUCGUCUAGACAUGAAUUUGCAGAAUAUUCUAAAGAGCCAAUCAUCAUUCAACAUCAUCAUUCCAGCUCUUCAAUUACUGCAACGCCUGUUACCCCUACAACCCUCAAAGAUGCUACAUUUACUAAUGAAGAUUUUCAGUCGUUUGUUAAAACCAAUCUCACCAAUUUAAAGUAUGAACUUAAAAGUAUGGCUUUCUCUAUAGAAACUGUAAAAAAUAUGAUGGCACAACAUGUGGAACAUUAUUCUACAUUGCAUCAAAUUGUAGAUAAUGAAUCUUUGAUAGUUAAUGAAUCUUCUGAAAUUGUAUGGCCAAUAAGCAAUGAUGAAGAGCUCGAUAAUAUUGAAAAGUUGCUCGAUAAUCGAUUAAUUAGGAAUAACCAAGCCAUUAUUUUAUCAAGAUCAGCUGGCAUUAAUAUAUCCGAUACAAUUCGAAGAAUUAUGCAACAACUUUUUACAGAUCAAUUUCUUCGUCAAUAUUCAUACUCUGGUUUUAAAGGAAAACACAAGUUUUCAACAUUGAAAUGUUGCAGAUUAUUAUUUGAUUCAAUAAGAAAAAUCAAAAAAUUUGAUGCAGUACCAGAUGUUGAUAUAAUUAGCGCACUAUCAAAGUGGAUGGCACAAGCUACAAACCGUAUUCAUAAAAAAGAAUCUAAAUCUAAAAAUUAAUUAGCAUUAUAUUAUUAUAAAAAUAAUUUUUUUUAUAAAAAGCUU
Acyrthosiphon pisum (pea aphid) is the source of this 1079-nucleotide messenger RNA. RefSeq lists its product as uncharacterized. The record is from RefSeq and is a predicted model, not a curated record. The transcript is spliced from 8 exons. Bases 327 to 1034 code for a protein of 235 amino acids. Lineage: Eukaryota; Metazoa; Arthropoda; Insecta; Hemiptera; Aphididae.